AUGCAGAAAAAUAUGGUGAAACAAUUAGCAGUUGGUCAUGACCUCCUCCUACGAGUCUUGGUCGUGCUCUUCCUCUUACCUUAUGGUUCUUUGUCCUACUCGAGUCAAUUAACCCACGAUAUUCAUCGACAUAAGCUUCCUUUCCGACGUGUCCUCCUUGGCCAUGACACGGAGAAGUAUGCAGUCAUAUUCGAUGCUGGAAGUACAGGGAGCAGAGUCCAUGUAUUCCGCUUUGACGAAAACCUGAAUCUCCUUCCUAUUGGUGAUGGUUUCGAGCUCUAUGCAUCGACAAAUCCUGGUCUGAGUUCAUAUGCAGCCGAUCCUCAGGCAGCUGCCAAAUCUCUAAAACCCCUCCUCGAGAAAGCCGAGGAUGUCGUUCCAACAGAGUUGCAACACGACACACCGGCUCGACUUGGGGCAACUGCAGGUCUGAGGUUAUUACAAGGAGAUGCAGCUGACAGAAUUUUGGAAGCGGUGAGAAAUUUGUUGAAGAAUGAAAGCACCCUGAAAUACAAGGAUGACUGGGUCUCCAUUCUUGAUGGAACGCAGGAAGGAACUUAUAUGUGGGUAACCUUAAACUUUGUAUUAGAUACUCUGGGAAAAAAUUAUUCUGAAACAAUUUGUACAAUUGAUCUUGGAGGGGGAUCCGUACAAAUGGCAUAUACAAUCCCAGAUGAAAAUGCUGAAAAGGCUCCGACGACCUCGACAAAUGAAACAUACGUCGAGCAAAAGACUUUCAAGGGAACAAAUUACAACCUCUACGUUCACAGUUACUUGGACUAUGGCGGAAAGGCCGGCCGAGCUGAGAUUUUUAAGACCUCUAGAAACUCUACAAAUCCAUGCAUUUUGGAGGGUUAUGAUGGUACAUAUACAUAUGGAGGAGUUGUUUAUAAAGCAUCAGCUCCUCCAACUGGCUCAAAUAUGAAGAGAUGUAGGGUAUUAGCUAGGAAGGCUCUUAAAGUUAAAGCACCCUGCAAAUAUGAGAAAUGUACAUUCAAUGGAAUUUGGAAUGGUGGAGGCGGAGAUGGCCAGAAGAAUAUGUAUAUUUCUUCAUCUUUUUACUGGACAGCGCGGGAGGCUGGAAUUCUAGAAUCUGAUGCAGUUGGUGGCAUAAUUCGUCCACAACAUUACAAGGAAGCUGCUAAGGUCGUAUGCGCAACUAAAUUUGAAGACAUUAAAUCCAAAUUCCCUAACGUUGAAGAUGACGAUAUACCAUAUUUAUGCAUGGACCUCGUAUACCAAUAUACAUUACUUGUAGAUGGAUUUGAUGUGCCUCCCCAAAAACUGGUAACGGUUGUUAAUAAAGUGAAUUACAAGAAUUCGGAACUUGAUGCUGCGUGGCCAUUGGGAUGUGCAAUAGAUGUUAUGUCAUCAUUAGCGACGAAGAGAUCAAUUUUCGAUGAAUGA
This is a messenger RNA of Fraxinus pennsylvanica, 1407 nucleotides long. NCBI's taxonomy places the organism in Eukaryota, Viridiplantae, Streptophyta, Magnoliopsida, Lamiales, Oleaceae. The record is from the annotation of a GenBank genome assembly.